Messenger RNA from [Torrubiella] hemipterigena, 1269 nucleotides. The record is from the annotation of a GenBank genome assembly. Lineage: Eukaryota; Fungi; Ascomycota; Sordariomycetes; Hypocreales; Clavicipitaceae.
AUGUCGGAACAAAGCCACCCGGUACCAGGUACCCUUCUCGCUCUUGCUAACGACAUUCGUGACAAGACACGCGCAAUCACAGACUAUCUCGAGGCAAACAGCCUUACUGAGCCUACUUUUUCAACAGAAUCAGUGGCACGGCCAGAGACGCUCGACUAUGCCCGGCUGCAGGGCGACCUACAGCGAGCCGUUGAGGAUCUCCAAUAUCUCGUGGAGGGCCCUAAGAGACACCUGAGGGCACUGUGUUGUCAGGGCUAUGAGCUCGCUGCUAUUCAAGUAGCUCUCGAGUUCAACUUUUUCGAACUUGUGCCUUCCUCGGGCCAAAUCUCGUUUCAGGAGCUGAGCAAGCUUGCCGGCGUUGACCUGGACAGAACAAGUCGCAUUGUGCGCCUCUUAUUGACCGAGUCUGUCUUUAAAGAGCCCACGCCUGGACAUGUAUCCCAUAAUCAAACAUCCUAUCUCCUCCAUACGGACCAAGAGAUUCGGUCAACAGUGCACUACACUGUUGAUGAAAUGCUCAAGGCAGCCUCCGCCACCGCAGACAAUAUCAAAGACUCACCAGACAAGUAUAACAGCGCCGUGACCCCGUUUACCACGCGUCAUGGCCUGCCCAUAUUCAACUUCUAUGAGAAUGAUUCCCUACGGUCCAUUCGUUUCGCCAAAGCAAUGGCCGGAUGGGCCAAGCUAAAUCUUAACAUCAACGCCCUGCGAGAUGCUUUCCCUUGGGGAACACUGAAAGGUACCGUAGUGGACGUAGGCGGCGGCAGUGGCAAAGUAUCCAUUACACUAGCUCAGAGCUUUCCAGACCUAAACUUCAUAGUGCAGGACUCCGCCGAUAUGCAUGCUGCAGGCCAGCUCUUGCUUACCGAUGACGUGCGCAGCCGCAUCACGUUCGCACAGCACAGCUUCUUUGAGCCGCAGCCUGUCAGCAAUGCAGCCGCCUUCAUCCUGCGUGCAUGUGCCCUAAACUGGUGUGAUGCUGAUGUGAUUACAAUGUUCCAAGCCAUGGUACCAGGUCUGGAAAGGUCACCGCCAACAACGCCGCUGUUGAUCAACGACCUCAUUGUACCUGUGCAGGGCUCGCUGCCGCGUGAAGUGGAACGUGGCAUGCGUCAGAUUGACCUCAUCAUGCUGGUGUGCUUUGGCGGCAAGUUGCGCACGGAAGCCGAGUUUGGAGCCUUGCUCAAGCAGGCUGAUGAGAGAUAUGAGAUUCGCAGCUUCCGCCCCGACGGGCUCAUGGGUCUUCUUGAAGUCUAUCUUCGCCGGUGA